Notothenia coriiceps (black rockcod) is the source of this 738-nucleotide messenger RNA. RefSeq names its product delta(14)-sterol reductase-like. The transcript is spliced from 6 exons. The record is from RefSeq and is a predicted model, not a curated record. Lineage: Eukaryota; Metazoa; Chordata; Actinopteri; Perciformes; Nototheniidae. Bases 10 to 738 code for a protein of 242 amino acids. Gene Ontology annotation, molecular function: Delta14-sterol reductase activity. Gene Ontology annotation, cellular component: nuclear inner membrane; endoplasmic reticulum membrane. Gene Ontology annotation, biological process: cholesterol biosynthetic process.
UGCUGCUGGAUGGAUGCAUUGGGAAAUAAUACCGUCCCAUCUACACCUCUAAACCGGAGACCAAUAAUGAAGCGGAACAGUCAAGGGCUCAAACAGAGACCCUCACAUGACACAGAAAGGGAGUUUGGAGGGACCCUGGGUGCAUUAUGCAUUCCCAUCCUCCUGCCGCUGACGGUGAUGUUCCUGAUAUGUGUGAGUCGAUCCCCUGAGGCCAGUUUGCUCCAGUGGCCCCCUGCCCUCCCCUCCACUGACCAGCUGUGGGACCCUCUGGCCCCUGUGCUUCUGCUGGGCUGGAUCUCUCUGCAUGCCCUCCUCUAUGUGUUGCCAUUAGGAAAGGUGUCUGAAGGAUUAGUGCUGAGGAAUGGAACGCGUCUCAAGUAUCCCAUCAAUGGUUUCCACAGCCUGUGCAUCAGCGGUGUGUUGCUGAUGUUGUUGCUGGGGCUGGGGGCUCCUCUGGGGUCUCUGUUCGAGCUGCUGUUGCCUCUGGCGGCGUGCGCGAUAGCGGGGUCAUACCUGUUCUCCCUCUACCUCUACAUCCGCUCCUUCUGGGUUCCUUCUCAUGCUCUCGCUUUGGGAGGCAACACGGGAAAUCCACUUUAUGACUUCUUCAUCGGAAGAGAGCUAAACCCCCGGAUUGGAAACUUUGACCUUAAAUAUUUCUGUGAGCUGCGACCGGGUCUGAUUGGCUGGGUGAGUCAUCCUGCAGGACAGCACGGUCAAUUCACAUCCCGAUAUUAA